This is a messenger RNA of Aedes aegypti (yellow fever mosquito), 1750 nucleotides long. Its product is annotated as fatty acid hydroxylase domain-containing protein 2. Lineage: Eukaryota; Metazoa; Arthropoda; Insecta; Diptera; Culicidae. Gene Ontology annotation, molecular function: C-4 methylsterol oxidase activity; iron ion binding. Gene Ontology annotation, biological process: sterol biosynthetic process. The record is from RefSeq and is a predicted model, not a curated record. The coding region runs from base 427 to 1305 and encodes 292 amino acids. The transcript is spliced from 3 exons.
UGCGCUGACUGGACGAUCAAACAGUUCGCUCCUUAACCACCUUAACGCGGAUCAUCGUCAGCGUCGUCAUCACCCAUCGAUCGCGAAUUUACUUCUCUAUCACUGUAGUAAGAAAAAAAAUCCUACUCAAUCCGUCAAUCUAUCGGGCGCGCGCGCAGAUCGAGCUAUAGAACCCAAGCCAUCGAUCGCAGCACAAAUUCAGUUGCUCUCGGUCAACCGGCGACUAACAACGCUUUUCCGAUCUGAUCUUCAGUGUAACCGAAAAAGUUGGAAUCUAUCCAUCUAUCUUUGCGAGGAGAAGUGCAACUGUACAGAAGUGAUCGAAACUAACAGUUUCGGACUAGUGAUUUUGGGCAAAAGUGUAAAAGUUGGGGGGUUCGUAGCUGCAUUUGUAGAGAUCUAUCGAGGUUGUAGGUGAUUGGAAACAUGUUCGAUCCGGUGGCCAAUGUGACCAUCGGGCUGCCCGAUGGCAUCAACUCCAGUUCAUAUUUCCAGCGAAAAUGGGAUGCCUUUCUGGAUGUCGUUGGCGAUGAUCCGGAUUUUCUCUACUUUGGGUUUCUAACGAUAUGGACCUAUGCGCUAUUUUGGGUGAUCGGUGGUUGUUUCGUGUUCAUGGACCUCACCAAUAAGCCAAAGUUCAUGCGGAAGUACAAAAACCAGCCCGGAACACAUGAACCCCUGGAAUGGAGCAAACUGAAACCUUUGUUGAGGACCGUCAUCAUCAACCAACUGGUGUUUGGAAUCCCAACGUCGUACUUCUCGUACCACGGCCGGAAAUGGGUCACUUCAGGUCUACCAGAGAUGCGACCGCUGCCGUCGCUGGAAAUCGUCAUCCGAGACAUGUUGGUGUGUAUCGUCAUGUGGGAAAUCACCUUCUACUACAGUCAUCGACUGCUGCACGCCAACUUCUGGUACAAGUACAUCCACAAGAAGCACCACGAAUGGCCGGCGCCAAUUGCCUGGGCUGCCAUGUAUGCCCAUCCGUUUGAGUUCGUCAUCAGCGAUCUGCUUCCGGUGUACAUUGGCCCUGCUCUGAUGGCCAGCCAUCCGGUCACGAUCGCCAUCUGGUUCGUGUUUGUCAUGAUGGACACCCUGGUGGAUCACUCCGGGUACCACGUGCCAUUCCUGGGAAGCUCCGAGCAGCACGAUUACCACCACUUGAAAUUUAACCAGUGCUACGGACUCUUCGGUUGGUGGGACACCCUACACGGUACGAACGAAGAAUUCCGCAAGAAGAAACAGUACCUACGAAACAAGAGAAUAUUCUCUCUGAAAUCAGCUCGCGAGCUUAUUCCAGAUGAGUAGACCAGCGGAAAACGACGAUGGACGUCGUCAGAGAAUGGAAGAAAGAGGGGGGGGGGGUCAUGAAAGCCUGAAGCCCCCCAGCAAAAAUAAACAACUUCUAAUACAGUACCUACCUAUUACUACAAAAGACACAUAGUGGUCACACUCUAUCGGUGGAGUUGUUGCUCAAAUAGCUACUAGUACUACAGUUACUUUUUGGAUUAAGCUUUGAAUGUUGUAGACUGCUGCUGAUGGUGUUACAGAUCUUAUGUGGAACCAGGAAAGCAAAAUACAAAAAACUGAACCCAAGUGAUAUAGAAUAUCACUUGGUUGAAAAUGUGUUAAGUAGAUAGAAGAACUAGUCUUGUAAGCUUGUAUGGUAAGAUCUCCUGAGGUCUGAUGGGGCACAUUUCCUCUUAUCAUCAGAUGAAUGCUGUGCAGAAAUAAAGACUCAUUAAGUUUCCUU